Dryobates pubescens (Downy woodpecker) is the source of this 2616-nucleotide messenger RNA. RefSeq names its product protocadherin alpha-6-like. Gene Ontology annotation, cellular component: plasma membrane. Gene Ontology annotation, biological process: homophilic cell-cell adhesion. The record is from RefSeq and is a predicted model, not a curated record. NCBI's taxonomy places the organism in Eukaryota, Metazoa, Chordata, Aves, Piciformes, Picidae. Gene Ontology annotation, molecular function: calcium ion binding. Bases 1 to 2616 code for a protein of 871 amino acids. The transcript has 2 exons.
AUGGAGAAGGCCCCCGUCUCUGAGAGCAGGCCAUUAAGGCAGGCAUCCAGGCAGCGGCGUAGAGCCGUGCGGGGCCCGGCGGCGAUGGAGAUGGAUGCGCGUUGGGGUCCCGCGGUACGGCUGCUAGUGCUGGUGCGGGCCUGGGCGCUGGUGUCGGGGCAGGUGCGGUAUUCGGUGCCGGAGGAAGCUAAGACCGGGACGGUGGUGGGCCGGCUGUGGCAGGAGCUGGGUCUGGAGGCGGGCGAUGCGGAGGCGCGUCAGCUGCGUGUGGUGUGGCAGGGCCGGCGGGCGAGCGUGGAGGUGAGCGGGGCGAGCGGGGCGCUGGUGGUGAGCUCGCGGCUGGACCGGGAGGAGCUGUGCGGGAAGAGCGCUCCGUGCUCGCUGCGCCUGGAGGUGCUGCUGGAGCGGCCGCUGCGCGUCUUCCCUGUGGAGCUGGAGGUGACCGACAUUAACGACAACGCCCCGCGCUUCCCCGUAAACGAAGAAGCCUUUAACAUCGCGGAGCUGUCGCUGCCGGGUUCCCGUUUCCCGCUGGAGGGCGCGUCGGAUGCAGAUAUCGGCGCGAACGCGGAGCUCUCCUACACACUUAGCCCCAGCGAGCACUUCCGAUUGGAUCAUCAGAGAAAUGAUGACCAGAGCGACUCUUUGGCUCUUAUUCUAACAAAACCACUGGAUCGAGAGAGGGUGCCUGUGCACCGAUUGAUUCUGACUGCAACUGACGGGGGCCGGCCAUCACUGACGGGCACGAUGGAGCUGGUGAUCACGGUGCUGGACGCGAAUGACAAUGCUCCCCAGUUCAACCAGUCGGUGUAUAAAAUUAAAGUGUUAGAAGGGUCAGAAGUUGGAACUCUGUUAAUCACUCUCAGUGCCACGGAUUUGGACGAAGGGAGCAACAGUGAUAUUAUGUAUUUAUUUAGCAGGCGAGUUGCUGCUCAAGUUAAAGAAAUGUUCAGUGUUGACGAAAACAAAGGGGAACUGAGACUGCAGGGGAAAUUAGACUAUGAAGAAAUGGAUAAUUACGAGAUUACAAUAGAAGCGAGAGAUAAGGGGACACCCCCGCUGUCGGGUCACUGCAAGGUGUUGUUGGAGGUGCUGGACGUGAACGACAACGCGCCCGAGGUGUGGGUGACGUCCCUGUCGGUGCCGGUGCCGGAGGACGCGUCGGUGGGGACGGUGGUGGCGCUGCUGAGCGUGUCGGACCGGGACUCGGGGGCGAACGGGCGAGUGCGGUGCUGGGUGUGGCCGUCGUCGCCGUUCGGUCUGGAGUCGAGGUUCGCGGGGUCGUACUCGCUGGUGCUGCGGGAGGCGCUGGACCGGGAGCGGGUGUCUGCGUACGAGGUGGAGGUGCGUGCGGAGGACGGCGGGCAGCCGGCGCUGCGUGGGAGUCGCGGAGUGCGUGUGCCGGUGUCCGACGUGAACGACAACGCGCCGUCGUUCUCGCAGGCCGUGUACACGGUGCUGGCGCGGGAGAACAACGCGGCGGGGGCGGAGCUGGCGCGGCUGUGGGCGCGGGACCCGGACGAGGCGGAGAACGGUCGCGUGAGCUACUCGGUGUGGGAGGGCGGCACGGGGGCCACGUCGUCAGGCGGCGGGUGGCGUCCUGCAUCGAGCUACGUGUCGGUGGACGCGGAGAGUGGUCGUCUGUGGGCGGUGCGGCCGUUGGACUACGAGGAACUGCAGGUGCUGCAGUUCGAGGUGCGAGCGGUGGACGCGGGGGAGCCGCCGCUGUUCGGCAACGCCACGGUGCAGCUCUUCGUGGUGGACGAGAACGACAACGCGCCCAUGCUGCUACCGCCCGCGGGCGGCGGCCCGGGGCUGGUUCCGUUUGUGGGUGGCGUUGUCGGAGCAUCGGUGGAAGCAGCGACGGGGUCGGAGUCGGAGACGCUGUGGGCGUGGGCGACAUGGGGGUCGCCUGCAGGGCAGGUGGUGGCGAAGAUCCGUGCUGUGGACGCGGACUCGGGCUACAACGCGUGGCUGCGGUACGAGGUGUGGGAGCCGCGUGGGAAGGGCCCGUUCCGCGUGGGGCUGUACAGCGGCGAGGUGAGCACGGCGCGGGCGCUGGAGGAGGCGGACGGCCCGCGUCAGAGGCUGGUGAUCGUGGUGCGGGACCACGGCGAGCCGUCGCGCUCGGCCACGGCGACACUGAGCGUGUCGCUGGUGGAGGGCGGCGAGGCGGCGCUGUCGGUCGCGGGGUCGUCGUCUUCCUCGAGGCUGGGUGUGCUGUCGGUGGCGGAGGGCAGCUUGGCAGCGGGCGCGGCUUCGUCGUCGGCCAACGUGUGGCUGGUGGUGGCCAUCUGCGCGGUGUCGAGCCUGCUGGUGCUGGCACUGGUGCUGUACGGCGUGGCGCGCUGUGCGCCGCGGGCGGCGGUGCUAUCGGGUCCCUCUCCGGCGACGCUAGUGUGCGCCAGCGAAGUGGGCAGCUGGUCGUACUCUCAGCGGCAGAGCCGGAGCCUGUGCGUGGCGGAAGGAGCAGGCAAGAGCGACCUCAUUGUUUUUACCCCUAAUCUGCCACCGCCGCCUCCCGGCCCCGUUGCAGAAAAUGGUUCUGUUGGCAAUGGGCUGUCUCCUUCCCCGCUCUCUUCAAGCAUGGCAUCUAAUGGCAGUAGUGGAUGUUAG